This is a messenger RNA of Humulus lupulus (European hop), 3302 nucleotides long. RefSeq names its product probable LRR receptor-like serine/threonine-protein kinase At1g56140. Lineage: Eukaryota; Viridiplantae; Streptophyta; Magnoliopsida; Rosales; Cannabaceae. Gene Ontology annotation, biological process: protein phosphorylation. The record is from RefSeq and is a predicted model, not a curated record. Bases 93 to 3101 code for a protein of 1002 amino acids. The transcript is spliced from 25 exons. Gene Ontology annotation, molecular function: protein kinase activity; protein binding; ATP binding.
GAUCUCCCUCCUCUUUCAUAUAUAUAUAUAUAAAUAUAAAAGCAUACACAUAUACGGUGUAAAGGUAUAGCUGAAGAUGAGGAGUACUAACUAUGGUUGGUUUCAGUGUUGGAGUAGUUUCGCCUUUAUCAUCUUCUUGUUGUUACUAUCACCUCAGAACUCCACAGCUCAAAACGCCACCACUGACCCUUCGGAAGGGGGCACAGGUUUGUUCUUUAGUGAUAGCCCUAAACACAAUAUUCCAAAAAUGGAAUGUAAAAGCAAACCCCAUGUGGAACAUCAGUGGGGAGCCAUGCACUGGAUCUGCUAUCAAUAACACAAUAGAUGUUGAGCAGGAAGGCAACAACCCCAGCAUCAAAUGCAACUGUACCUACAACAAUAACAGCACUUGCCACAUUACCCACCUGAGAGUGCAAUCUUUGGACGCGCAUGGAGUGAUUCCUGAGGAAAUCACAGCUUUGCCAUAUCUAUUAUAUUUCAAGAUUGACUUGAAUUACUUCAGCGGAACUUUGCCAGCAUUUCUGGGGAAUUUAUCUGCACUACAAAUAUUGUCUGUCUCCCACAAUGCAUUCAAUGGGCCAAUUCCAAAGGAGCUUGGCAACCUUAAGGAUUUAUUUAUGAUUGCCUUGGGAUCAAACAAUUUCUCUGGAACCCUGCCCCCAGAACUUGGUAACUUGUCCAACCUUCAGCUAGUUUACAUAGACAGUUGUGGACUCAGUGGUGAAAUUCCCUCUACAUUUGCUAAGCUUCGAAACAUGAGAGUCUUGUAUGCGACAGAUAGUCCUUUCUCAGGGAAGAUACCAGACUUCAUUGGCGGCUGGAAAAAUCUAACUGAGUUGAGAUUGGUAGGGAACUCUUUUGAAGGUCCAAUACCAGCCAGUUUUUCUCAGUUGACCUCAUUGCAGUCUCUGCGGAUCAGUGAUAUAUACAACGGCAUAUCUUCUCUUGAUUUUUUAAAGAAUUUGACGAACUUGAAUGAGUUAAUUCUGAGAAAUGCUUUAAUCAGUGGUAAAAUUCCAUCUUAUAUUGAAGGAUUUCAGAGCCUGAAAACACUGGAUCUGAGUUUCAACAACUUAACAGGCGAGAUCCCAAGUUCAUUGUUUACCAUGAGUCUAACAUCCUUAUUUUUAGGAAACAACAGUCUGUCUGGAAUCCUUCCAAUCCAACUGAAUGCCAAUCUUCAGAAUAUAGAUGCAUCUUAUAACCACCUAUCAGGUAGUUUGCCACCAUGGGUAAUCACCGUGUCCCAAUUGAACUUAGUGGCCAACAAUUUUGUAUUCGACAGCUCAAAUAAAUCAGUACUUGCUGGAUUGGAAUGCCUUCAGAGAGACUUUCCAUGUAAUAGAAAUGCUCCACCUUAUACAACCUUCUCACUUAAAUGUGGGGGACCAGAGGUGAGAGGAAAUACAGGCAUAGUCUAUGAAGCUGAAAGUUUAUUUCUUGGGCCAGCAAAAUUCUAUGUUAUAGAUGAGAGGUGGGCAGUUAGCAAGGUAGGCUUGUUUGCUGACAGAAGAGGUAAACUAGACAUUGAAGGUAACCUGGCACAAGUCACUGGCUCCACUGAGAACCCGGAGCUUUUCCAUACUGCAAGAAUGUCCCCAGGAUCACUAAGAUACUAUGGUCUUGGUCUUGAGAAUGGUCCUUACACUGUAACUUUGCAUUUUGCUGAAAUUGGUUUUCCAAAUCGAAACUCUCAAAAGUGGGCAGGACUAGCAAGGCGCAUGUUUGAUAUUUAUAUUCAGGGAAGUCUUAGACAUAAGGACUUCGACAUAGCAAAGGAAGCAGGUGGGGUAGAGAAAGCAUUAGUGAAGAAAUUCAAAGUUACUGUGUCAGAAAACUAUCUUGAAAUCCAUUUGUUUUGGGCUGGAAAGGGAACUUGCUGCAUACCUAAACAAGGUUAUUAUGGUCCAUUGAUAGCGGCUAUUCACGCUGCUUCAGAUCUCACACCUGGGAUGAGAAAAUCUAUUCAAAGAGGCAAGAAUAAGACAGUGUUGAUCCUUGGAACUACAAUCCCUUCCGUGAUUCUUUUCCUUUUAUUGUUUUUUGGAGUAGUUUACAUGAGGAGAAAAUCAAAGAAUGGUGAUGACACAGCUGUUCUUGGUUCAGGCCACCAUCUCAAUACUUUUAGCUACGCUGAACUAAGAACUGCCACAGAUGACUUCAAUUGUUCAAAUAAGCUUGGUGAAGGAGGGUUUGGCCACGUUCACAAGGGAACGCUUUCAGAUGGGAGGGAAGUUGCUGUUAAACAACUUUCUAUAGAAUCUUACCAUGGAAAGAGUCAAUUUCUCGCAGAAAUUGCAACCAUAUCUGUUGUACAACAUCGCAAUCUCGUGAAACUUCUUGGAUGCUGUAUUGAAGGAGAAAAACGAUUACUGGUUUAUGAGUAUCUCAAAAACAGAAGCCUUGAUCUAGCAUUAUUUGAAAAGAAUGCGUUACACCUUGACUGGCCUACCCGCUUCAAUAUAUGCUUGGGAACAGCAAGAGGACUUGCUUACCUUCAUGAAGAAUCCAGGCCAAGAAUUGUACAUCGAGAUGUCAAAGCUAGUAAUAUUUUGCUCGAUGCAACACUCCGUCCUAAAAUAUCUGAUUUUGGAUUGGCAAAGCUCUAUGAUGACAACAAAACACAUGUUAGCACUAGAGUUGCAGGAACAAUAGGAUAUUUAGCACCAGAAUACGCUUUGCGCGGGCACCUGACAGAAAAGGCUGAUGUUUUUGCUUUUGGUGUUCUUGCUUUGGAGAUCUUUAGUGGGAGACCAAACUUCUGCAAUGGCCUGGAAAAUGAGAAGAUUUUUCUCCUUGAUUGGGCAUGGACCUUAUACGAAAUGAACCAAUCUUUGGAGCUGGUGGAUCCAACAUUAACCGAAUUCGAUGAAAAUGAAGCCACCAGAUUGAUAAGAGUGGCUCUCUUGUGCACUCAAGCAUCCUUGUGGUUGCGGCCGCCAAUGUCACGCAUCAUUGGAAUGCUUCUUGGAGAUAUGGAAAUUGAGCGCGCUACAUCAAAACCAAGUUAUCUUACAGAUUUUGAUUUGAAAGAUACUAGUACUAGUGUCUUUUCUAGCGAGGCCGAUACUUCACUUGAUUAUUCAUCCAAGUCUAUGUGAGAACCAGCAUGGUUUUGCUCCAUCUAAAUUGGGUAUGUUCGUUCGUGACUUUUCCAUGGGGUGAUUAUUUUUUUUGUAUUCCACAUGGUUUCUUGGAUAUGUAUAGAUUUGUCUUUUUAGUCUUUGAUAGUUUUUCUGGUAGGAUUAUUAUGCCUUGUAAAUUUGACCAAUUAUAAAAACGGUUAUUUGGUUUUGGGUGUA